This is a messenger RNA of Aspergillus niger, 1683 nucleotides long. RefSeq lists its product as uncharacterized. Bases 1 to 1683 code for a protein of 560 amino acids. The record is from RefSeq and is a predicted model, not a curated record. The transcript has 3 exons. NCBI's taxonomy places the organism in Eukaryota, Fungi, Ascomycota, Eurotiomycetes, Eurotiales, Aspergillaceae. Gene Ontology annotation, cellular component: nucleolus. Gene Ontology annotation, molecular function: GTP binding.
AUGGGUACCUUCAAGAAGGAAGCCUCUCGUAAAGAGCGGCAGGGGAAGACUGGAGAUGGCAUGGGGAACGUCCGGGUAAAGGGUGAAAACUUUUACAGAGAUGCGAAGAAGUUGAGGACCUUGAAUAUGCUCAAGGAUGGUAAACCCCAACGUAACGCUGAAGGAAAGAUCACCAAGGCUGCUUCGUACCAGUCUCGAGACGCCCCCGUCGCUAGGAUUGAACCCAACCGUAAAUGGUUUGGAAACACCAGAGUGAUCUCGCAAGAGGCUCUGUCCUCUUUCCGUGAGGCGGUCGCUGAGCGUGCUUCUGAUCCGUAUUCAGUCUUGCUCAAGACCAACAAGCUUCCCAUGAGCCUGAUCAGAGAUGACAAGGGUGUAAAUGGAUUGAAGCAGCACCAGGCCAAGAUGGCCAUCGAGACGAAUCCCUUCAGUGACACCUUCGGGCCCAAGGCUCAGAGGAAACGUGUCAAGUUGGGUGUUUCGUCGCUUGCGGAUCUGGCUGGCGAGUCCGCCAAGAUGCACGACGCCUAUGUUGAGAAGUCGGACCAUGCUACUCAUGAAGAUGGUACUAUGGUGGUGAACGGUGAUGACGUCGCAGUAGAGGAGGACUCUAGUGUCGCGCCCAUCGCAAAGGAGGCUGUCUUCCUUAAGGGACAGAGUAAGCGUAUUUGGAACGAACUUUACAAGGUCAUUGAUUCCUCCGAUGUUGUCAUCCAUCUCCUUGAUGCUCGUGAUCCGGAAGGUACACGGUGCAGGAGUAUCGAAAAAUACAUCCGGGAGGAGGCUCCUCACAAGCACUUGAUUUUCGUCUUGAACAAGUGUGAUCUUGUGCCUACAGGCGUGGCGGCUGCUUGGGUUCGCCACCUUUCUACGGAUUAUCCUACCUUGGCUUUCCAUGCUUCUAUCAACAAUUCCUUCGGGAAAGGCUCGUUGAUCCAGCUACUGAGACAAUUUUCUUCUUUGCACUCGGACCGGAAGCAGAUUUCCGUGGGAUUCAUUGGAUACCCCAACACUGGAAAGUCUUCCGUCAUCAACACCUUGCGCAAGAAGAAGGUGUGCACUGUGGCUCCUAUCCCGGGUGAAACCAAGGUGUGGCAGUACGUUACCUUGAUGAAGAGGAUCUACCUCAUUGAUUGCCCUGGUGUGGUUCCUCCGAACCCGAACGACUCUCCAGAGGAUAUUCUUCUCCGUGGUGUCGUCCGUGUGGAGAACGUAGAGAACCCUGAGCAGUACAUCCCAGCUAUUCUCAAGCGUGUUCAGCCUAAGCAUUUGGAGCGUACCUACGGUAUCAAGAGCACUGAAGACCCCGUCGAGUUCCUCAGUCUCCUUGCCCGCAAGGGCGGUCGACUCCUCCGUGGUGGAGAGCCUGAUCUUGACGGUGUUGCCAAGAUGGUCAUUAACGACUUCCUUCGUGGAAAGAUCCCUUGGUUCACUGCCCCCCCUCACAACAGUGGCGAGGAGGGCGAGAAGAUUGAAGGUCGUGAAGGUCGCCUCGGCGAAAUGAGCCGCAAGCGGAAGCUUGAUGAGACCGCUCCUGAGGCUGCUGAUACCACAGAAGCGGCUGAGAAGCAAGAGUCUGGCUCGGGAGAUGAGUUCGAGGGCUUUGACGAGGAAGAUGAUGAUGACGACUCGAUCGCCAAUCUUGAGGUCAGCGACGAGGAGAGCGGAGCGGAGGAAGAUUAA